Dujonia railenensis is the source of this 477-nucleotide messenger RNA. The record is from the annotation of a GenBank genome assembly. NCBI's taxonomy places the organism in Eukaryota, Fungi, Ascomycota, Pichiomycetes, Serinales, Debaryomycetaceae.
AUGGUAGAUAGCUUAAUAGGUAGAAUCAAAAUUAAAUUGUACAGCGAAGAAUUGCCGAAAACCUCUGAAAAUUUCAGGCAAUUUUGUACUGGAGAAUUCCGCCAAAAUGGGAGACCUGUGGGGUAUAAGGGCUCUAUAUUCCACAGAGUUAUACCAGGGUUUAUGAUACAAGGCGGAGAUUUUGUGAAAAAUAAUGGAAUGGGAAGUUUCAGUUUAUAUGGAGAAACAUUCCCUGAUGAAGGGUUCCAAUUCGAUCACAAAAAAUAUCUGAUUUCGAUGGCCAACUCUGGUCCAAAUUCCAAUGGGUGCCAAUUUUUCAUUUGCUGUACUGAAGUCCCCCACCUUGACGGAAAACAUGUGGUCUUUGGGGAAGUGGUAGGUGGAUUCAAGGUAGUUGAUUUUAUAGAGAAUGUAAAGGUUGGCAUGGCUGAUGCCCCAGUAGAAAAAGUAGUAAUAUCUAAUUGUGGAGAGUACUAG